GGGGAGGGGAGGGGAGGGGGGGCCAGAUAUAGAUUCUCUAUCUUUGGUGAAUCGCUAUAUAUGGAGUAGGGCGAGUAUACCAUAUAGAGAGGGGGUCGAGUCAUAGCUAUAUAUAGAGGGGGCCAGAUAUAGAUUCUCUAUCUUGGGUGAAUCGCUAUAUAUGGAGUAGGGCGCUGUUUCAAUCACACGAGUUGCCGGCCCUAUCUAUAUAUAUAUAUCUAUAUAUAUAUAGAUAUAUCACGACCACACGGAGCAUAUUCCGGUUGCGAGAUAUAUAGAUAGGGCAGAUAAGAUAUAUAGGGCAUGGUCAUAAUCUAUAUAUGUUGCCGGUUGAUCAUGUUACGAUCACACGAGUUGCCGCGUUCAUGGUUGUUGUUGCUAGUUAUGGCAUGGCGCCCUAUCCAUAUAUGGGAUAUUACAUAUGUAAUAUGAUUCUCGGAAGAUCUAUAUAG
Messenger RNA from Didymodactylos carnosus, 452 nucleotides. Lineage: Eukaryota; Metazoa; Rotifera; Eurotatoria; Philodinida; Philodinidae. The record is from the annotation of a GenBank genome assembly.